AUGUGGCUAAGAGUUGCUUUAGCGUUAUUGAUCAUUGAGAAAUGUGCAUCGACUUCAAGUCCUAUUCAACCAAUGGCAAAUUAUAAAUAUUCAAUAGAACUUGAAGCUAAUAUAGCUGAUCUUUGGUGGACUAUUGAUGAUGUUCGUAAAGAAAUUACAUUUGAUUUGCAUAUAAGAACUACGGGUUGGAUUGCUUUGGGUAUUAGUCCAGGUGGAGGAAUGACAGGUGCUGAUAUAGGAGUUGGAUGGGUUGAUAGUCGAGGGCAAGUUUAUUUUCAAGAUAGAUAUGCGUCUGGUUUCGCUCAACCAAUGAUUGAUAAUACAACAAACGAUUGGUCUGCGGUGCAAGGUCGCGAAUUGAAUGGAUGGACAGCCAUUCAAUUCAAACGUUUGCUUGAUACAUGUGAUUCAAUGGAUUAUCCAAUUAAGAGUGGAACAAAUAUUUUGAUAUAUGCAUAUGGUCUUGUUGAUCCUGAUGAAUCUGAGAUAAGCUAUCAUGAAAAUCGUCGAGGUACACGUAUGAUUCCACUUCAAUCUUAUAGUCAACCACCAUCGAAUGACAAAUUUGCUGAACUUGAUUAUUUUGAACUUCGUUUAAGCAAUUACAUUGUUCCAUCGAAUGAUACAACAUAUCAUUGUAAGAUUUACAAAGCACCAACUUCUUAUGCAACAAAACGACAUGCUAUUGCUUACAAAAUAUUGAUUGAUAAUGAAAAUUCCGAUCUCGUUCAUCAUUUACUUAUGCAUGAAUGUAAUCCUUCAUUUACUUUUGAUGAUAACAACCUUCCUGAUGGAGUCUGUGAUGAAAUUAAUGAUAAAAUCGAACCUUGUUCAAGUAGUAUUGCUACUGGAUGGGCAGUUGGAGGUGAUCAUCUAAUUGAAUUUCCUGAACAAGCUGGAUAUCCAGUUGGUUUGAAUUCUCCAAAUAAAUAUUUUAUGGUUCAAAUGCAUUAUGAUAAUCCAAAACAAACUUCAAACCGUCGCGAUAGUUCUGGAAUUCGAUUUUAUCUUGGUAAUCAACUUCGUCAACAUGAUCUUGGCUAUUUAACAUUUGGCACAGUUUCAACUCUUCUUGGUCUUGCUAUCCCACCAAAAGUUGAAAAAUUUAUAGUUGAUUCUUAUUGUCCAAGUGUUAGUUUAUGGACUAAAUUAAUUCGUAAUAAGACAGCUGUUGAAUAUUUAUUUAAUGCUGAAUCAUAUCAUUUUAAUUAUCAAUUUGAAAAUCGUUUAGCAAAACCAAUACAACUUUAUCCAGUAGAAAAAUUUAUUGAAUGUUUUUACGUUUUAAAUUUUGUUGUUUUUAAGGGAGAUGAAUUUGCUACUCGAUGCAUUUAUAAUACAAUGAACAAAAAUGAAGGUGGAGAAAGAACAAGAGAUGAAAUGUGUUUACAUUUUGUCACUUAUUAUCCUCGGAUGGAUGAUCUUUCUGUAUGUUUCACGAUGAAUACAGUCCAAUCAUUACAAGAUAUCAUCAAUUCUUCAGCACCAUUUGAUUAUUUUGCUGCCAAAAAAUGGUUCCUCGAUUUGAAAUGGACACCAGAAUCGUCUAAACAAUGGCAAGAAUAUUACAAUAAAGCCCCACAUCUAGCAGUUUUUGCUCGAGCAGGACAAUUUGAGACGGAACCUCUUGAUGCUGUACCAAAAUAUCAAGAUUUUGAACCAGUUCAGUGUCAAAAACAAAUAAGCACAAACAACAAUGCUGCUUUUGUUUAUCAAAAAGCCUUUAGUUUUUUAUCAAUUUUUAUUGUUUUAAUACUUAUUGUUUAA
Molecule: messenger RNA, 1767 nt
Organism: Rotaria sp. Silwood1
Lineage: Eukaryota; Metazoa; Rotifera; Eurotatoria; Philodinida; Philodinidae
Source: the annotation of a GenBank genome assembly